AUGGCAGUUCAUCCAUUUUCACAUACCGCAGCGCUCAUCUUCUAUCGAUCGAAGAAGUUUGUUUUAAAAUUAAACAGAAAGUAUAAUUCUGGCAGUAGUAAUAAUAAUAAUAGUAGUUGUGGUAAAGUCAACAAGAAUAAUCAACAGGAUUAUGAUCCUGAUUACCUUUAUAAACGGGGUGAAGCAUACCUGUUUGGGAGAGCUGGAGAGCAAGGAAAUGAAAAGAAAGCAUUUGAAUAUUUUCAACGUGCUUCUAAAUUAAAUCAUAUAGAAGCUCGGGGGGUCUUGGGAUUUUGUUAUGAAUUUGGAUUAGGCGUUGAAAAAGAUUUUAAACAAGCAGAGUUGCAUUAUAUCCCGGCUGCAAAGUCCGGAAAUGGCCUGGCUCAGGCUAGGCUCGCGUUUUUAAGAAAAUAUGGUAGGCCUUGUGUUCGCAUUGAUCGAGCUGAGGCCGAGAUGUGGCAACAAAAAGUUAAAGAACAAGGUGAAGCAGCUAUCGCUUGGCUAUUAAACGCAGCUUCUGCAGCGCAAGACCAUGCUCGUGCACAAGACAAGUUAGGGGUAUGCCUUCAACUAGGUAUUGGAUGUGAAAAGGAUGAAAAAACUGCGUUACAUUAUUUCCGCAUGGCUGCUGAGCAAGAUCACCUGGCUGCCAUGUACAACUUGGCUAAUGCAUUGGAAAAAGGAAUUGGUUGUGAGGUUGAUCUCGAAGGUGCUACGAAUUGGUUGGAAAGAGCAGCUAGUUCUGGUUGUAGAAGAAGCUGCGAACGAUUAAAAACAUUAUUAGUGAAAGAAUGUUUGGGACAAGAGACAAGUGGAAAUGUUUAUUUGACCGGAUAUUGCGCGGCAGCUGCAUGA
This is a messenger RNA of Cetraspora pellucida, 855 nucleotides long. NCBI's taxonomy places the organism in Eukaryota, Fungi, Glomeromycota, Glomeromycetes, Diversisporales, Gigasporaceae. The record is from the annotation of a GenBank genome assembly.